Molecule: messenger RNA, 3240 nt
Organism: Platichthys flesus (European flounder)
Lineage: Eukaryota; Metazoa; Chordata; Actinopteri; Pleuronectiformes; Pleuronectidae
Product: BTB/POZ domain-containing protein 3-like
Exons: 5
Coding region: 331-1722 (463 amino acids)
Biological process (GO): dendrite morphogenesis; cerebral cortex development; neurogenesis
Cellular component (GO): cytosol
Molecular function (GO): protein binding
Source: RefSeq, a predicted model, not a curated record
GCAGCAGAAGAAGCUGCCGCUAGCACUAAGCUAGCUACUGUAAACAAAGCUCGUCCACAAACACCUGAGAUCAAAGCUCGUCCACAAACACCUGAGAUCAAAGCGAGGAGAAAUGAAGGAAAAUAAACUUGAACUGAAACUGAGGUGAUUUACUUUGAAUGUGUUAUUCCUUUGAUCUGUGGAAACCAGCGGAGUUCACGCUCUGCUAGCAUUAGCUUAGCUCCAGCGUCAAACCUCAGAUCUGAGCGGGGCUCUGGUUCGUCUGUGUCCGGGUGUCGGUGCAGCCCCGCCGGUCAGUCAUGAGCCGGACGGCGGCCUGACGGGACCACGAUGGCCGCAGAGCUGUUCCCCGGGAAGAAGCUGCUCCCUCCGGCCUCCGUCAGUCACCUCCAGCGGCAGAACGAGACCAACAACAACCUCCACCCGGGAGCUGCGAGCUGCGGCACCUGGCAGGGCCUGUACCCGACCGUCCGGGAGAGAAACUCAGUGAUGUUCAACAAUGAGACGAUGGCAGACGUCCACUUCGUGGUCGGGCCGCCCGGGGGGACGCAGCGAGUCCCGGGACACAAGUACGUCCUGGCGGUGGGCAGCUCGGUGUUCCACGCCAUGUUCUACGGGGAACUGGCCGAGGAUCAGGAGGAGAUCCGGAUCCCUGACGUGGAGCCCCCGUCCUUCCUCGCCAUGAUGAAGUACAUCUACUGUGACGAGAUCGACCUCUGCGCCGACACGGUGCUUGCGACUCUCUACGCUGCCAAGAAGUACAUCGUGCCUCACCUGGCCCGGGCCUGCGUCAGCUUCCUGGAGACGAGCCUGAGCGCUAAGAACGCCUGCGUGCUGCUGUCCCAGAGCUGCCUGUUCGAGGAGCCCGACCUGACGCAGCGCUGCUGGGAGGUGAUCGACGCCCAGGCCGAGCUCGCGCUGCGCUCAGACGGCUUCUGUGACAUCGACUCUCAGACGCUGGAGAGCAUCCUGCGGCGGGAAACGCUCAACGCCAAAGAGAUGGUGGUGUUCGACGCGGCGCUGCACUGGGCCGAGGCCGAGUGCCAACGACAAGACCUGGCACCGACCAUCGAGAACAAGCGCCUGGUGCUGGGGAAGGCCAUCUACCUGAUCCGCAUUCCCACCAUGGCGCUGGAGGACUUCGCCAACGGAGCCGCCCAGUCCGACGUGCUCACGCUCAACGAGACCAACGACCUCUUCCUGUGGUUCACCGCCGCCAACAAGCCGGAACUCUUGUUCUGCACCAAACCUCGUAAAGGCCUGUCGUCCCAGCGCUGCCACCGCUUCCAGUCCUGCGCCUACCGGAGCAACCAGUGGCGCUACCGGGGCCGCUGCGACAGCAUCCAGUUCGCCGUGGACAAGCGCGUCUUCAUCGCUGGUUUCGGUUUGUACGGCUCCAGUUGCGGCUCGGCCGAGUACAGCGCCAAAAUCGAGCUGAAGCGCCAGGGCGUGCCGAUGGCCCAGAGGAUCAUCAAGUUCUUCUCUGACGGCUCCAGCAGCACCUUCACAGUCUGGUUCGAGUACCCGGUGCAGAUCGAGCCGGACACCUUCUACACCGCCAGCGUGGUGCUGGACGGCAACGAGCUCAGCUACUUCGGCCAGGAGGGCAUGACGGAGGUGCAGUGCGGCAAAGUGACCUUCCAGUUCCAGUGCUCGUCAGACAGCACCAACGGCACCGGAGUGCAGGGGGGGCAGAUCCCCGAGCUCAUCUUCUACGCCUGAGCCCGAGGAGCCAGAUCCCCGCGGAGGUUCCUGCUUCACUGCCACAAUGACUUUUAUUUUGAAGUUCUCAGGAAGCUGCUGAAGGGGGAGGGGGGGGGGGACUCCUUGUUUUACCACAGACACAAGGCGAGUCCGAUUGGUCCCAUUGCACCACAGUUGAAGUUUGAACCCUGUCUCUCAGAGAGGGGGGUUCUGGGUAACCUGCUGUUGCAGAGUCUAUCCACACACACACACACACACACACACACACACACACACACACACACCUCUCCACCAGUCUGACAGGUUUUCUGUGUGGUUGCUGUCGUCAGUGAAUCUUGACGAAUGUUUGUUCAGAUCAAAGUCGGUAAAUAAAGAUGGACGACACGACGGAUCCCAAGUGAAGCCAAAGUGCUCGCUCGCCCCCUGGUGGCUGGCUGCAGCACAGGUCAUAAACCUCCUCCUCCAUGUUAGCAGAAGGGACAGGGACCAAUCUCUCGUUUCAGGUCGCUCUUCUCUCCGGAGGUUGGUUCACGUGUUUCUGAUCAGAUUGGUUUAAAUCCGUUGUUUGAUGAUAUUAGAACAGGCGGAGACUCACGAUUGGCUGAGAGCCUGUGUAUGGGCGGCACCUUGAUGCCACAACUGUCAUCACCACAAGAUGGCAGCGUUUGUAUCUGAGAUAUUUCAGCUUCAAAUCUGGCAGAAGUUUAUUCAGAUUCUCAGUCAUAUGUUCAGUGUUGUCUCCAGGGGUCAUGUGACAUGUAAGGAACCAAUCAGAGCUGCAGAUGGUCAUUUUACCAUGGUGAUACGAGCUUCAUAAUAUCGUGAACACUGAUCAACAACAAGUGUUUGAUCUUUACACAACGUGAACUCUGGACGAGGAUGGGACCACACACACACACACACACAGACAUACACACACACUCAUAGCCACACACACACACACACACUCACACACCCACACACACACAGACACACUCACUCACACACGUUUGUGAUUCAGAUGAAAUAUUUUCAGUACAUUUUUCUUGUUGCUGAAGGAUUUUAAAAACGUGAAGCACUAAAAUCUCCUCACUGAAUUUUUCUUCAUGCUCUAUUUUAAAGCUGAAUAGAAGUUUUAUAUUUGUACUGUGAUGACUCAUCACACUCGCUCUGGUUCUGCUUCCUGUCUUAUGAAAACUGGUCAUUUUACCCAGAAUUCACCUGAACAUCGAUCUGUUUACACGUCAGCAAAUCAGAAAUGAUUCAUUUUAAAUGUCCUUUGUUUUAAUAAUGUAAUUAAGCAGAUAUUACUCAUCCUGUCUGUAAGUUUAACUCCUGUGCUUUUAUUUGUUCUUUGAUUUGUUCUUUACUUUGUUUUGGGAGUUUGGUUGAUUCCUGAAGCUCCGCCCAUCUCCUUGAAAACUGAGGAAAAACUGUUUUCAUGAGAAAAUACUUUUUAUUUUUACUCUUUGUUUCCUGUCAUUUGAUUCCAACCUGAAUGUGCAGCAAGUCGUGGCCUUAUGAACAGAAACAUCUGGAAAUAAAAGAUUCAUUUGA